CGUGCGUUCGCGCAGUCGCAGGGAGGAACUCGCAGCGGCGCGGACGCUGCGCGAAUCGUGUUCCAAAUUUGAAUUCGAAUUGUGAAGUGAGUGUUUCGGUUAUUAAACUUUAAGGUCACAAUUUAAAAUGACGACGCAAAUAUUAAAUUCGACGCAAAGUGUUUUAAAAGACACUUACGACUACUACCUAUGGACACUAUCGUUGUCGGACAAGAGAACAAAAGGAUGGCCGCUAGUCGACUCGCCAGCUCCAACAGUAUUUUACACAAUAUUGUAUCUCUUCAUCGUGUGGUCAGGACCCAAACUCAUGAAGAACCGUCAACCCUUCCAACUGACUUGGCUAUUAGUACCUUAUAAUCUGGCCAUGGCUGGUCUGAAUGCUUUCAUAGCCGUGAGGUUACUGACGGCAUCUUUCCGAUUGAGAUAUAGUUAUAUAUGCGAGCCGUGCCGGCAAAAAUACGAUCCUGAUGAAUUACAAAUAGCAGAUGCAGUGUGGUGGUACUACUUCUCGAAGCUUCUAGAAUUCUGUGACACAUUCUUCUUUAUUUUGCGUAAGAAGGACGAGCAGCUGACCUUCCUGCAUGUUUACCAUCACUCCACGAUGUUCAGCUUCUGGUGGAUCGGCAUCAAGUGGGUGCCGAGUGGAUCAACAUUCCUGCCAGCCAUGGUGAACAGCGCCAUUCACGUCCUCAUGUACACCUACUACGGUCUCUCCGUGUUCGGUCCCGCCGUCAGCAAGUUCCUGUGGUGGAAGAAAUACCUCACAAUCCUUCAACUGAUCCAAUUCACAGCAGCGCUAGUGUUAGGCAUUAACGGCAUCCGAAUGGGCUGCGAGUUCCCUCUCUGGAUGCAUUACGUCCUCAUCUUCUAUAUGAUCUCCUUCAUCGUUCUCUUUGGAAACUUCUACAUAAAAGCCUAUCUUGCGAAGGGAAGCAAAUGUAUGGAGGUGAGGUAUGGCGAGUGCCUGGACGAUGAAGAAACCAUCGCGAAGAGGAAACUUAAACAAUAUUAAAGAAUAAUAAUAUGUUCUAAAUAUUUUAUCUAUGAGAUAGGUAGAAAUUAUAGCUCUCUGGCGGUCGUAAACUAUUUAAUGUUAUUGUUAUGUUAAAGGUAAUUUAUUUUAAUACAUAUAAAUAAAUUUGUUUAUUA
Cydia fagiglandana is the source of this 1149-nucleotide messenger RNA. RefSeq names its product very long chain fatty acid elongase 4-like. NCBI's taxonomy places the organism in Eukaryota, Metazoa, Arthropoda, Insecta, Lepidoptera, Tortricidae. Bases 128 to 1012 code for a protein of 294 amino acids. The record is from RefSeq and is a predicted model, not a curated record. Gene Ontology annotation, biological process: fatty acid elongation, saturated fatty acid; fatty acid elongation, polyunsaturated fatty acid; very long-chain fatty acid biosynthetic process. Gene Ontology annotation, cellular component: endoplasmic reticulum membrane. Gene Ontology annotation, molecular function: fatty acid elongase activity. The transcript is spliced from 7 exons.